AUGCGCCCGAAAAGCCGCAGUGAUUUUACAGUCGCUGUUAUUUGCGCCCUUCCCCUUGAGGCUGACGCUGUCGAAGCCCUUUUUGAUGAGCAUUAUGACCGCCUCGGAGAGUACUAUGGCAAACAGCCAGGCGACGCGAAUGCAUACUUAAAUGGAAGGAUAGGCAAUCAUAAUGUAGUUUUGUGCUACAUGCCAGGAAUUGGGAAAGAAAGUGCAGCAAGUGUUGCCUCCAGCUUGCAAGUCAGCUAUACAGAGAUCAAGCUUGCAUUAGUCGUUGGUAUCUGUGGAGGGGCCCCUUCUCCGCCAGUUUACCAAGAAAUAUUCCUAGGUGAUGUCAUGAUCAGUGAUUCUGUGAUUGAAUAUGACUUUGGCAGGCAGUAUCCUGGCGGUUUUCAACAAAAGAGUGCUGUCAAGGACAUACUGGGUAGGCCAAGUCAGGAGAUCCGGGCUCUUCUGAACGGCCUUAGGGCCGAAAAUGCUCGCAAUGAAUUUCAGAGCCAGAUACGAGAACAUCUCCAUGUUCUCCAACAAAGAGGGGCCAAGUGGCAUCGUCCAUAUAUCAAGGAUAUCCUUUUUAAUGCCUCUUAUCUUCAUAAGCAUUACUCUGAUGCUCCUGCAGGGUGCUCCUGUCUUAGGAGUAACUCGCCUGACGAGAUUUGUGAAAUGGCAUUAGAGGAGGACUGUGAUAGCCUUGGAUGUGACAAAAAACAGGCAGUUCGAUGUCGAAAGACCUUGGAAAAUAUCCAGCCCUCUGUAUAUGUUGGACCCAUCGCUUCUGCUGAUACGGUGAUGAAGUCUGGGCAGUACCGUGAUGAGCUUGUCAGAAAAGAAAAGGUUAUUGGCUUUGAAAUGGAAGGGGCAGGGGUGUGGGAUAAUCUUCCAUGUAUCAUUAUCAAAGGGGUCUGUGACUAUGCUGAUAGUCACAAGAGCAAGUCAUGGCAAGCAUACGCAGCAGCAACUGGAGCCUCGGCAGCAAAAGCAUUCUUGAAGUACUGGAUGUCUGCAAACCGCAAAGGUGCAAACAGAAGCAGAAACCGUCACUUGGUGAUCCCCUUUGGGAGAAAUUCCCGCUUUGUGGGCCGCCAGGAUGAGAUCCAUAAGUUGGAAAGUUUAAUCUUCAUGCCUGAUGGACCGAGAAAGCUUGCCAUUACUGGUUUAGGAGGAGUUGGCAAGACUCAAGUAGCCCUUGAGCUAGCGUACCGUAUGCGGGACAGAGAGGCUGACUGUUCAAUUUUUUGGGUCCCAUGCACCAGUUAUGAGGUUGCUGAACAGGCCCUUUUGUCCAUUGCUCAAAGAGUAGAGAUCCAAGACACGCAGCCAGAAAAGUUGAAAGAACGCCUCAAGACUUACUUCGGCCAAGAAGACAAGAAUUGGCUUCUGAUAUUCGACAAUGCAGAUGAUAUGGAUAUGUGGACCAAGGGCAGCAACGACACUCCACCAUUAAAGGACUUUCUUCCCUUAAACAAUCAAGGCCAUAUCAUCUUUACUACUCGGAAUAGAGAACUAGCCGUGGACUUAGCCUCUCCUUAUGUGAUGCAAGUCCCUGAACUUGACAGAAAAACUGGCAUGGAGUUCCUGGAAAAGUCUCUUUGCAAGGACCUGCUUCAUGAUUCUCACGCCAUGAUUCGUCUGCUUGAACAGCUUACUUUCCUUCCGUUGGCUAUAAGCCAGGCCACUGCAUAUAUCAACAAAAAGGGUCUGAAAGUGUCUGAUUACUUGACCCUUCUGGAGGAACAGGAGACAGAUGUUGUGGAGCUCCUUAGCAAGGAUUUUGGUGAUGACCAACGCUAUACAGACGUGCAGAAUCCGGUAGCGAAAACAUGGCUGAUAUCAUUCAAACAGAUUCAGAAGCUAGACCAACUGGCUGUUGAAUAUCUAUUACUCAUGGCCUGCAUUAAUCCACGCAAUAUCCCGCAAGCCUUUCUUCCACCACGAUCAAAGCUGCAGAUGAGUGAUGCUCUUGGACUUUUAAAUGCUUUCUUUUUUAUAACUAUACAACCUGAAAAUGGCUAUAUUAGCCUCCAUCGCUUGGUGCAUCUAGCAACUCGAAACUGGAUGAGGAAGGAGGGAUGGUUCCCACUCUGGAUAACCAAAACAACAGACCGAUUAAGUUCAAUUUUUCCGCAUAACGACCAUGCCAACCGACAAGUUUGGAGGGAAUAUCUCCCCCAUGCGCUUUCCUUAUUGAGAGAGACGGAGUUUCAUAAACAUCAAGAGCAGUACGUUGACUACAUAGAAAAAGUGGGGACCUGUUUGGAUAGUGAUGGAAGGUAUAAUGAGGCGGAAAAGCUGCAGGCCCAGGUGAUAGAGGCCCGAAAAAAGGUACUUGGGCCAGAGCAUCCUUCUACUCUGACCAGUGUGCACAACCUUGCAUCAACAUAUCGGAACCAAGGACGAUGGAGCGAAGCAGAAGAGCUGCAGGAACAGGUGAUAAAGACCUGGAAACAGGUGCUUGGGCUAAAGCAUCCUUUUACGCUGACCAGCAUGGGCAACUUGGCCUUAAUAUACUGGAAUCGAGGACGGUGGAAGGAAGCAGAAGAGCUGCUGGCGCAGGUGAUGGAGAAUCGGAAACAGGUACUUGGGCUGGUGCAUCCUGACACUCUCGCCAGCGUGCACAACCUAGCAGCAACAUACCUGGAUAGAGGGCGAUGGAAGGAAGCAGAAGAGUUAUUUGUGCAGCUAGUAGAGACCCGAAAACAGGUGGUGGGGUUAGAGCAUCCCGACACUCUAACCAGCAUGCACAACCUGGCAUCAACAUACCGGAACCAAGGGCGAUGGAAGGAAGCAGAAGAGUUAUUGACGCACAUACUGGAGGCCUGGAAACGGGUGAUGGGGUCCGAGCAUCCUUCCACUCUAACCAGCAUGCACAAUCUAGCCUCGAUAUUUUGGUGCCAAGGGCGAUGGAAGGAAGCAGAAGAGCUGCUGACGGAGGUGAUUGAGACCCGUAAACGGGUUCUAGGGCCAGAGCAUCCUGACACUCUUUCCAGCCUGCACAACCUGGCAUCAAGGUACCUGGAUAUAGGGCACUGGAAGGAAGCGGAGGGUCUGCUGGCGCAGGUAAUGGAGACCAGGAAACAGGUAUUAGGACCAGCACAUCCUUCUACAUUGACCUGUAUGCACAACCUGGCAUCAGCAUACCAGAACCAGGGACGAUUGGAGGAAGCAGAAGAGUUGCAGGUACGAGUGAUGGAGGCCUGGAAACAGGUGGUAGGGUCCAAGCAUCCUUCCACCUUAACCAGUAUGGACAACCUGGCAACCACAUACCGGAAGCAAGGACGAUGGAAUGAAGCAGAAGAGUUGCAGGUACAGGUGAUGGAGACGUGGACACAGGUCCUAGGGCCAGAGCAUCCCGAUACACUAAUCAGCAUGGCCAACCUUGCAUCAUUAUACUAUAAUCAAGGACAAUGGAACAAAGCAGAAAAGCUACAGGUGCAGGUAAUGGAGACUCGGAAACAGGUGCUAGGGCCAGAGCAUCCUCACACGCUAACCAGCAUGCUCAACCUUGCCUUUACAUUCAAGAAUCUGGGAAAUAACCUAGAUGCCCUGCGGCUUAUUAAGGGUUAUGCGGGCCUCUGCAACAAGGUGUUAGGCUCAAAUCAUCCGCAGGCUAUACUCUCGCUCAGUACCCUUAACGAAUGGGAAUCUGAAGCGGAACAGCUCACAAAAGGUCAGAAACAACAGACUUUAGCAGACACUUCCUCUUCCCUAGCACUGCCGCAGUCUUAUGCCGGUGAACAAGGUGCAUCAGAAUUAAAAACUGCAGGCGGCAAACGGCGGCGAUUAUCAUGA
This is a messenger RNA of Aspergillus nidulans FGSC A4, 3789 nucleotides long. RefSeq lists its product as uncharacterized. The record is from RefSeq and is a predicted model, not a curated record. The coding region runs from base 1 to 3789 and encodes 1262 amino acids. Gene Ontology annotation, biological process: nucleoside metabolic process. The transcript is spliced from 2 exons. Lineage: Eukaryota; Fungi; Ascomycota; Eurotiomycetes; Eurotiales; Aspergillaceae. Gene Ontology annotation, molecular function: ADP binding; catalytic activity.